UUACUAAGCUCAGUUGGUGCUUACUGCGUUAAUGGACGGACUCUCCUGAAUGAGAGCUUUCGCGUAUUCCAACAGGAUACUCUUUGGUUGCCGUAAUCGCGGCGGCGGCACCGGCAGCGAGGGUCAUCGCCACAAAGUAUAGAGGGUCACGCGUGAUCGUCUUUAUAAUCACGCCGGUGAAAUCAGCAGGGAAACGAUAUUCUUGGGCGAUGGCGAGCCUCAUUAAUUCGACAACACAAUUUUGUAACGAUGCGUACGACUAUUACCUCUGGACUCUGUCCCUCGCAGAUGAAAGAUCAAGGGGGUGGUUAUUGGUUGACUCGCCGAAACCGACAUUAAUAUACACAAUGCUGUACCUCUUUAUCGUCUGGAUGGGUCCUAAGGUCAUGAAGAAACGGAAAGCUUUCAAAUUAACGUGGGCUUUGGUACCCUACAACCUCGCCAUGGCUUGCCUCAAUGCUUAUAUUGCCAUUCAGUUGUUCGUAGCAUCCACAAGGUUACGAUAUAGUUACGUGUGCCAGCCUAUAAGGCACAUCACGCGUCCUGAUGAACUUCAGAUUGCUCACGCGGUUUGGUGGUACUACUUUAGCAAGCUUCUGGAAUUUUGCGAUACAUUCUUCUUCAUUUUGCGAAAGAAGGACAAUCAGUUGAGCUUCCUCCACGUUUAUCAUCACUCUACCAUGUUCUCAUUAUGGUGGAUCGGUAUUAAAUGGGUACCGAGCGGAUCCACUUUCCUGCCAGCAAUGGUGAACAGCUUCAUUCACGUGCUGAUGUACUCGUACUAUGGACUCGCCGCGUUAGGUCCUUCGGUGACCAAGUACCUCUGGUGGAAGAAGUACUUGACGAUCCUCCAGCUCAUCCAGUUCACGACUGCCUUGAUUCUGGGGAUCAAUGGCAUUCGAUCGGGAUGCGACUUCCCUCUCUGGAUGCAGUACGCCCUUGUAAUUUACAUGCUCUCUUUCAUCGUUCUGUUCGGGAACUUCUAUGCCAAAGCCUAUAUCGCAAAGGGUAAACAAGUGUAUGCGGAGAAACGGCUUGAGAGGCUAAGAGCUGCCGAGAAGGCGUCGACGAGUAAGCAACUCGACGGUGCAAUCAGCAAUGGGAAGGUCGCGAAUGGACACACGAAUGGACACGCGAACGGCUACACGAAUGAAAGAUCCAAGAAAAAGACUCAAUGAGGCGGUUCUCCUCAAGGAUAUCCUUAUCGGGAGAUCCAAUCCACGGUACUUGCGACGCACGAUGAUGAAGAAACAAUAGUCACAGACGUUAGUCGGCGUCGAGCAGUGCGUCGUGGACAGAAGUAGUUUAACGAGAAAAAAAAAAAAAAUUAAAUAAAAAUGCAAAAAGGGGCAAGGGGAAUAAAUAAAUGGAUUUUUUGCUUAAAUCCAGCACGUUAUCAGGUUUUGUGCUUUCGCGAGGCGAAAAUUAGCACCGUGAUUCCAAAGUUAUAACGGAUCAGCAAUUGUACAUUCACGGCACCACGCUGAUUCUAGCAACUGUACAUAUUAACGAACAUUCACUGAAGAAGCGGUCUAAUACCGAAUGCGUUUUGUAGCGAUUAGCGCGAUGGGCCUGCAAGGAUGAGAGUUUGCACAUGAAUAAAUUAUGUAUGAAACUGAGGUGGAAAGAUUUACAUAUUGUGCGAGGAUUCAGGUAAAUAUCAAAAUAUCAUCAGAAAAGUAAACAGUCUUUCUUUCAAGGGACAGCCACAUAUAGGGUAGAUAAGUUUUUAGUUUGUGAAAAAUAAAUUUUCUUCUAAAUGUAAGAUUAUUCAGAAAAAUAGUCAUAACGAGAAGGUGCGUAUGUGUGCAUGUUUAGAUAAAAAUAAGUAAACGGACUGUCAGGGAAAGAAAGGGGACGAAAAUGCGAAGAUCUUUUUUUUGGAAGAAUGAACGAUAAAUUUGUAACGAAAAAUUAUUAUGAGAGGAUUGAAAGGAAAUAAAUUAAAAAUAAAAAGUCUUUGAGAAUCAAUACUGGAUAUUGUUGCAAUUAUGACUUAUUGUAUAUAACAAUUAAUGAGACAUUUCGACCCACGAUUAAGAUCCUCUUCAGCAAUUACAUCAGGGAAUGGAAGUAACUCGUUACUUGUAACGAAGUUACAGUUACAAGUUACUUUUU
Messenger RNA from Cyphomyrmex costatus, 2118 nucleotides. RefSeq names its product elongation of very long chain fatty acids protein 4. The coding region runs from base 210 to 1178 and encodes 322 amino acids. The transcript is spliced from 7 exons. The record is from RefSeq and is a predicted model, not a curated record. Gene Ontology annotation, biological process: fatty acid elongation, saturated fatty acid; fatty acid elongation, monounsaturated fatty acid; sphingolipid biosynthetic process. Lineage: Eukaryota; Metazoa; Arthropoda; Insecta; Hymenoptera; Formicidae. Gene Ontology annotation, cellular component: endoplasmic reticulum membrane. Gene Ontology annotation, molecular function: fatty acid elongase activity.